This is a messenger RNA of Betta splendens (Siamese fighting fish), 4693 nucleotides long. Its product is annotated as metabotropic glutamate receptor 7-like. Gene Ontology annotation, molecular function: group III metabotropic glutamate receptor activity. Lineage: Eukaryota; Metazoa; Chordata; Actinopteri; Anabantiformes; Osphronemidae. The coding region runs from base 1003 to 3732 and encodes 909 amino acids. Gene Ontology annotation, biological process: G protein-coupled glutamate receptor signaling pathway; regulation of synaptic transmission, glutamatergic. The transcript has 10 exons. The record is from RefSeq and is a predicted model, not a curated record. Gene Ontology annotation, cellular component: membrane.
AUCUCCGCUUUGUGCUCGGCACCGUCGACAUCAAAACGCUCCGAGACUUUGGUGUGUAGCCUUUGCGUGCGUUUGGAGGUGGGGGUGUAAAAGAGGGAGGGGAAACACAGGCGAGUGCUUAUGAAUGCUGAGAUGCGACGCACCGACACGCACUCCGAGGACCAAUUGUCGUCCUAUUAAAGUCUAUGCGCGCGGUGUUUCGCCUUGUUUACCUUCUGCCUAAAGUGAUGUCUGAAGACACGCAGCGCCAACUUCCUGAAAACCCUGCCACGAUGUGAUGCCACUGCUUUUUUUCAACCGCUGAAUGACGUCUCACAAGGAGAGGGGAUGAAAACUCGGCGCACAGUGAAUCCCUCUCUGUGACUCAUUCAUUUUGUAUAAAUGCGACCGGUUGCGGAGACCCGGGCAGAUCCGAGGCGUUAAUUGGCGGAAGUUUCUCGUUCGUGCACGCGCAUUUGGGCUCUCGUCGUCGUUUCCCCCUUCUUGUAUUUUGGAGUGUGCGGGGAAGAUGCGCUGUUCAGCCCGGGGAAACCGACGGCACCGGCGGCCGAGCCUCCCCUGCGCUCGCGUGGAGUUGGUGUGAGCAGGAAGAAUGUCCCCCACUUCUGCUGGUCCUAACGAGUAUUAAUGCGUUUUCGUUCUACAUCCGUCUUAUUGGCGACUUCGCGUCUUUACAUUAACGCGUUUGGAUCGAGAAGAAAUUGCCCAAAUCAGGCCAGGUUAUCUGUGGCUGGUUUUUCCCGACUAUCCUGGACGUCGCCCGUUUGAAUGGGAACUGAAUCAGCGUCAGAGUCUUCGCCAUUCAACAAGCUGCAGCGCGCACUCCUGACAGCGCCGCGAUGGGCGCAGUUCGCCUGAGCUCUCUGCCGCGUCUUGGCUCGUCCCUGCAGCUUGUUGAGUCUCCUCCCUGGUGACAAGAAUGGGUUCGUUUUAGCAAACUUCCUCGCUUCUCUGGCUCUAUCGUCCGGCGGAUCGCAGUCUCCAUCCCUCCACAACUUGACCAUGGCUCGUCCCGAGCGGCGCGUAAAGCUGGGCUCCGUCUGGAGCGCGCUGUGGCUCAUGAGGACGGUGGUGGAUUUCGCGGCGCCUCAGGAGACGUACGCGCCGCAUUCGAUACGGACCGAGGGGCACCUGACUCUCGGCGGACUCUUCCCGGUGCACGCCCGAGGAGCGGACGGCGCGCCGUGCGGCGACCUCAAACGGGAGAACGGCAUCCAGCGGCUCGAGGCCAUGAUGUACGCGCUGGACCAGAUCAACCAGGACGAGCAGCUCCUUCCCAACAUCACGCUGGGCGCGCGCGUGCUGGACACUUGUUCGAGGGACACGUACGCGCUGGAGCAGUCCUUAACUUUCGUCCAGGCCCUGAUCACGAAGGACACGUCGGACGUGAGGUGCACCAACGGGGAGCCGCCGGUGUUUGUCAAGCCUGAAAAAGUGGUGGGAGUCGUCGGAGCGUCCGCGAGUUCAGUAUCGAUUAUGGUCGCCAACAUCCUACGCCUCUUUCAGAUCCCGCAGAUCAGCUACGCGUCCACAGCCCCGGAGUUGAGCGACGACCGGCGCUACGACUUCUUCUCGCGGGUGGUUCCUCCGGACUCCUUCCAGGCCCAGGCCAUGGUGGACAUCAUCCGAGCCCUGGGGUGGACCUACGUCUCCACCGUUGCCUCAGAAGGCAGCUAUGGAGAGAAGGGAGUGGAGGCCUUCACACAGCUCUCUAAAGAAGCAGGUGGAAUCUGCAUCGCCCAGUCCUUGAAGGUUCCACACAACCCCAAGACAGAGGACUACGACAAAGUCAUCCAGCAGCUGCUGGAGACGCAGCACUCGCGGGCAGUCAUCAUCUUCGCCAGCGAGGAAGACAUACGGGGGGUUCUCAGUGCCACCAAGAGGGCCAAUCAGGUGGGCCAUUUCCUGUGGAUCGGCUCCGACAGCUGGGGGGCCAAGAGCAGCCCAAUCCAACAGCUGGAGGACGUGGCAGAGGGAGCCGUCACCGUGCUGCCCAAGCGCUCCUCCAUUAAAGGGUUUGAUGAAUACUUCACCGGACUCACCCUCGAGAACAACCGCAGGAACGUGUGGUUCGCUGAGUUCUGGGAGGAAAACUUCGACUGCAGGCUCCUGAGUGCGUCCAAGAAGGAGGACACCAGCCGUAAAUGCACAGGCCAGGAACGCAUCGGGAUCGACUCCAGGUACGAGCAGGAGGGGAAGGUGCAGUUCGUGAUUGACGCGGUGUACGCCAUGGCCCACGCGCUCCACAACAUGCAGAGGGACCUGUGUCCCGAUCAUCCUGGCAUCUGCCCACAAAUGGAGUCCGCGGAAGGAAAGACGCUGCUCAAGUACAUACGCAACACCAGCUUCAACGGCAGCGCCGGCACCUCUGUGGUGUUUAACAAGAACGGCGACGCUCCCGGACGCUACGACCUGUUCCAGUUCCAGAUGACCAACGCCUCCACGGCCGAGUACAGGGUGGUGGGACAGUGGGUGGAGAGCCUGCAGCUCAGGCUGGAGGACCUGCAGUGGCCGGACGGAGAGCAGGAGGCGCCCGUCUCCGUGUGCAGCCUGCCCUGCAGGACCGGGGAGAGGAAGAAGAGGGUGAAGGGCAUGCCGUGCUGCUGGCACUGCGAGCUCUGCGACGGCUACCAGUACCAGCACGACGAGACCUCCUGCAGGAUGUGCGCCUACAACCUGAGGCCCAACUCCAACAGGACCGCCUGCCAGCCCAUCCCCAUCGUGAAGCUGGAGUGGCACUCGCCGUGGGCCGUCAUCCCCGUCUUCCUGGCCAUGCUGGGCAUCAUCGCCACCAUCUUCGUCAUGGCCACCUUCGUGCGCUACAACGACACGCCCAUCGUGAGGGCGUCGGGCCGCGAGCUGAGCUACGUGCUGCUGACGGGCAUCUUCCUCUGCUACAUCAUCACCUUCGUCAUGAUCGCCAAGCCCGACGUGGCCGUGUGCGCCUUCCGGAGGAUCUUCCUGGGCCUGGGCAUGUGCAUCAGCUACGCGGCGCUGCUCACCAAGACCAACCGCAUCUACCGCAUCUUCGAGCAGGGCAAGCAGACGGUGACGGCGCCGCGCUUCAUCAGCCCCACGUCGCAGAUCGCCAUCACGUCCAGCCUGAUCUGCGUGCAGCUGCUGGGCGUGCUGGUGUGGUUCGCCGUGGACCCGCCCAACACCAUCGUGGACUACGACGAGCAGAAGACCAGCAACCCCGUGCUGGCCCGCGGCGUCCUGAAGUGUGACAUCACAGACCUGCAGAUAAUCUGCUCGCUGGGCUACAGCAUCCUGCUGAUGGUCACCUGCACCAUCUACGCCAUCAAGACGCGGGACGUGCCCGAAGACUUCAACGAGGCCAAGCCCAUCGGCUUCACCAUGUACACCACCUGCAUAGUGUGGCUGGCCUUCAUCCCCAUUUUCUUUGGCACGGCCCAGUCGGCGGAGAAGCUGUACAUUCAGACGACCACUCUGACCGUCUCCAUGAACCUCAGUGCCUCCGUAGCGCUCGGCAUGCUCUACAUGCCCAAGGUGUACAUCAUUAUCUUCCACCCUGAGCUGAACGUGCAGAAGAGGAAGCGUAGCUUUAAGGCUGUGGUCACAGCUGCCACGAUGUCAUCGCGUCUGUCCCAGAAGCCCAGCGAGAGGCCCAACGGAGAGGCCAAGACGGAGCUGUGUGAGAACCCGGCCGCCGACCCCAUGAGUCAAGCAACCAAGAAAACCUACGUGAGUUACAACAACCUCAGGAUCUAAUGUGCUUCAGAAGGAGCGGCGUGACUGACGGGGGAGGAGACGCCGAGGGAGGCAGACGGAGACGGGGGAGGGAGCGCGGGCAUCCCAGCACCGCCCGCAGCACCUAUGCACCGGGACUGUGCCACCAUCCACCUUUAUCCAGACAGACUGCACCGCGGGGGGUCCGCGUGGCUGGAGCGGCCUCCGCAGCGUGCGCCCCCCUUCCCUCCGUCACGGAGCCCCUCGCCUGCUAAAAGGGGUCACUGCGAGCGGGGACGGCAGCAAAACAAGGACAGUGGAGCUGCUUUCCACAUAUUUUCCUUUGAAAUGUCAUUAAAGCCAUAUUCUCUUGGGGUUCCCAUUAUCAGAUUUCUGUUUUGUAUUGUUUGGAAGUGAUUUUCUUCUGUGCCUCUUUUUCUUGAAGUUGAUUUAAUUACCUUGAACAGCAAGCUCUGCCACAUCCAGUAUUUUGUUUCACUGAAAUCAACUCCAAUCAGUCAAGAUGAAUAUUACGUUAGAGUGAUGGGCAUUGUAAGUAUAUAUUUUUUUGUAAAUAUUUGAGAGUAUUUUCAUGUUUGGGGUACAAAAUAGAUAUAAAGUCUUUGUUCAAUUGGAUUUGAAUGGUUAUGAAAAGCACCACAAAGUGUUCACUUUGCAUGUGCCAAUGUAUGUCUGUUCUAUUUGAUGUAAACAAAAAAAAAAGAGAAAUAAAUUCUAGAAAUGACGAUGAGCUUCAGCGAUCUUCUGCCGUUUGUUCUCCUCACCAGGACUCAACUCCAUGAGAUGACAGAAUAUGGCUUUAAUCUGUUGUUGACUUGACCCCACCUCGUGUCUGCAGCAUGUUUGUUUUCUAUAGUUUCGUUCCGGGUCUAUUAUGCCUAAUUAUGGUGUGGGUAUCCAAGCAAUCAUGCAAGUAUGUUGUGAUGUCUGUCAAAUAAUGAACAUGUAAUAAAAUCAUUUUGUUAUCUUUUAUACAAUUAAA